ACAUCAUUAUAGAAUGUGUUGAAUAACACUUAUGCAUUAUACUAUGCUUGGAUAACGCCUGUGUGUAGCAUUAAUUUGUCCAAUUUCAUAUCGUCGUCUAAGUAGUAUAGUAAUAUUUUGUUGCUUUACUAUUCUCAGAUAUGAAACUCUAUUUCGUUACAAAAACAGACCAACUGCUCUAAUUUUAUCUAAAAGACAAAUAUUUUUGUAAAAUGGGUGACGGCAACACGGGAUAUGUAGCGUUUAUAAUUCUCGGUGUAUUAGUUUUCGGCGGCUUUUUGUUUUACAACUACAACAUCUGUGGAAUGAAAGAUUUCAUUAGGAAAAUGCCUUCACUGCCAAAGGAGAACCGUCUAGUUCCUAUCCCCGGGAAGACUUCAUGAAACUUAUGAUUUAAUAUUUGUAUCUGUCGUAUAUUGUUCUUG
This is a messenger RNA of Babesia bovis T2Bo, 425 nucleotides long. RefSeq names its product putative integral membrane protein. The transcript has a single exon. The record is from RefSeq and is a predicted model, not a curated record. Lineage: Eukaryota; Apicomplexa; Aconoidasida; Piroplasmida; Babesiidae. The coding region runs from base 213 to 383 and encodes 56 amino acids.